UGGAAAUUGGUGCGGACAACAAGCGUUAGGUUUGGGCAGUACCUUUUUUUCUACUUCUUCAUUCCUGCUAGUGGUACGGUCUUUGCUUCUCUUUUGUUUCCUCCUUUCAGUUUGUAUAUCCGUUAAUUUGCACUCCAUUUUCACCCAGCAGAAAACUUAUCAUUAAUUUUCUUCUGGCGGGAAAAUGGCAUACAAAAUUGGAUUACUAAACUCAAAAAUUCACAAAAAUUAAGAGAAAUUGAGCCGAUUAAUCAUGGGUUUUGAUAUUUGAGGUGGAAAUAGAAUUAUUUAUGAGUUUUGUAAUAAUAUAUUUCAAGGGUUAUGGGAACUAGGGUUCCAAUUAAUGAUUAUGAUGUUGAAAAUAAUAGUCAUAAUGUUGAUAACAAUAAUUUAAGAUCAGCUGAUUCUUACAUUGAUGAGAGCAAUUUGGAUGAUGUGAAAAAUGGGAGUGAAAUUGAUAGAAUCAGCAAUGAUGCUCAUGAUGCCCUCACUGAAGAUAGUUUAGAUCAAGAUGAGGGUUCCAAUAAUGGGGACUGCUUGGUUGAGGUGUACAAAAAUCCGAUUCAGAUUCCUAACAUCGGAGUUGAUGACGAUCAGUCUAGCCUAGAAAGUAGUGGGUCUCUUAGAAAAUCUUGCAGUGUUUUAACAGCAAAUGAUCUUAUGCCAAUUGAAACCGCACGGGCUAAAUUCUUGCAAAUUGUGGUGGAUAAUUUUAUUGGCGACCAUAUUAUAGAGAAGGGUGUUGCUUGUAUUGAAAAUGGUGUUGAGUCUGUAGAUGAUAAAUCAAACAAAAGAAAGUCCACAGAAUAUCAUUAUGAAGGAGAUCCAAGGUUUGUUUUGCCGUUGAUGUAUGUGGCUAAUCUGUAUGAAACUCUGGUCGGUGAAGUGAACAUGAGAUUAUCCCCAUUAAAUGGUUUGCGUGAAAAGACCAUCGGAGUAGCGCUUGAAGCUUCGGGUGGGCUCUACAGGAAGCUGACUCAGAAAUUUCCUAAAACAGGUUGCAUUUCUUUUAGAAGACGGGAAUUAGCUACUUCUCAUGAAACAAGGAAUAAAUUUCCAGAGUUAGUUGUCCAAGACGUGAAGCGGGUUCGUUUUGUGGUGGCCAAUGGCUUGGAAAUUAUUGAAAAGCCUAAUAAUGUCCCUGCUGAUGAUGCAGAAUGGUUCAAGCGUUUGACAGGUCGAACUGAAGUAGCAAUUACUUCCAGGGACUAUAAGUUCUACAACCCUAGACAUAAAGUUAGGCGUACCUCUUCAAACACUUCACCGAUUGUCCCCGGUUUGCUUUCAUAUAACAGCAACAUUGACCACGAGUUGCAGUCUGCAACAGAGCAGGGUUCAAGGGAGCAGGAGACACCUGCAAAACAUUCUUUGGUGACAAUGUGUCGUCAGCCACAAUAUCAACCCGUCAUCUUGAAUAAUAACCAGUCUGUUAAUCAGAAUCAGCAGACAACUCUCGUAGGUUGCCCUCAUGAAAGUGGGCAAUCUUCUCAUUUAUCUGACAUGGCUCAUGGCCAUGAAUCUCCCACCUUUUCUCAGAGCAUGGCGUCAUUAGAGUCUCUUGGAGGAAGUCACAUUAUAGGUCGUUUGAAUAUGAUGCCAACCAGUCCUGCAAAGUUCUGCGAUGAAUGUGGAUCACCAUACUUGAGGCCAACGUCCAAGUUCUGCUCGCAGUGUGGUACAAAGCGGUUUGGGAUAUGACUCAUGCGGCUUAUGUCUAAUAAACAAAUCCCCGGAUUGUAAUUUGUAAUGUUGUAAGUCUAUGUUCUUUUAAUCAAGCCAAAUUGUUUUGUCUUUAAACCAAAAACAUGAUAUUGUUUCCUGCUUUUACAUGUCAUAUUUGUGGGUUGUUUGCUCU
Messenger RNA from Amaranthus tricolor (Joseph's coat), 1855 nucleotides. RefSeq lists its product as uncharacterized. NCBI's taxonomy places the organism in Eukaryota, Viridiplantae, Streptophyta, Magnoliopsida, Caryophyllales, Amaranthaceae. The transcript has 8 exons. The coding region runs from base 322 to 1698 and encodes 458 amino acids. The record is from RefSeq and is a predicted model, not a curated record.